This is a messenger RNA of Myodes glareolus (Bank vole), 1721 nucleotides long. NCBI's taxonomy places the organism in Eukaryota, Metazoa, Chordata, Mammalia, Rodentia, Cricetidae. The record is from RefSeq and is a predicted model, not a curated record.
AGGGUUCUUCCGGGGCCAGGCUUCGGCUCUGUGCCUCUGCUGAGGAAGUCGAAUGUCGUCCUCGCUGCACUGGUUGGUUCUGCUGUGAAGAGACCGUGGACUCACUUGGCAGCCGCGCCAUGAAUGCAGUAACCUAUGAUGACGUAAACAUCCACUUCUCUUGCGAAGAAUGGGCUUUGCUGCAACCUUCCCAGAAAAUUCUCUACAAAGAUGUGAUGUUGGAGACCUACAGUAACCUUACUGCUCUAGGCUACAAAUGGGAAGACCAUAAUAUUGAAGAACAUUGUCAAAGAUUUAGAAGACACGGAAGGUAUCUUCAUGCACACAAAAGAACCCAAAAUGAAGAGGAGCACUAUGAAUGUAAACAACCUGGUAAAGUCUUAAGGCAUAAAAGAAGUCAUACUGAAGAGAAGCCCUAUGCAUGUAGUCAAUGUGGUAAAACCUUUUCACAACGGAGUUACCUCCACAUUCAUAAAAGAGUCCAUACUGGAGAAAAGCCCUAUGAAUGUAAUCAAUGUGGAAAAGCAUUUUCACAGCAGAGUCAUCUCCACACUCAUAAAAGAACCCAUACUGGAGAGAAACCCUGUGAAUGUAAACAAUGUGGUAAAACAUUUGCAGAUUACAGUCAUCUUAAAAGACAUGAAAGAAUUCAUACAGGAGUGAAACCCUAUGAGUGUAAUCAGUGUGGUAAAGCCUUUUCAAAACAUGGUAGUCUCCAAAUACAUAGAAGAACUCACACUGGAGAGAAACCAUAUCAAUGUAAUCAAUGUGGGAAAGCUUUUGCAGAUUAUAGUUAUCUUAAAAUACAUGAAAGAAUCCAUACUGGAGAGAAACCCUAUGAAUGUAAGCAAUGUGGGAAAGCCUUUUCACAACCUGCUCAUCUCCAGAUUCAUAAGAGAACUCAUACUGGAGAAAAACCCUAUGAAUGUAAACAAUGUGGGAAAGCAUUUGCAAUUUGUAGUUCUCUUAAAAUGCAUGAAAGAACUCAUACUGGAGAAAAGCCCUAUGAAUGUAACCAAUGUGGGAAAGCAUUUUCAUACCUCUGUAGUCUCCAAACACAUAACAGAACUCAUACCGGAGAGAAACCCUAUGAAUGUAAUGAAUGUGGAAAAGCCUUUGCAAAACAUAGUGCUCUCCAAACACAUAAAAGAACUCAUACUGGAGAGAAACCUUAUGAAUGUAAGCAAUGUGGGAAAACCUUUUCACAGCCUGCUCAUCUCCAGAUUCAUAAAAACACUCAUACUAGGGGAAGACAUCCACGUCCCAUCUGAUGCCACUUUGUUCAGAUGGGCACAAGCCACCCAUAAGCCAACCUGGGUCCUCGAGACUUGGGGUGGCAGAAAGACAUACAAGGCUCAUUUGACCGCUUUCUGCUCAAGCAGACACAAGCCAGCCUGGUUCCUCUAAUUGUGCCAUGGCAGGAAGAUAUGUCCGGGCCCAUGUGAUACCACUUGACUCGGGUGGGCACAAACCACCAGCAUGCCAACUUGGGUCCUUAAUACCUUGACUGGACAGAAGACAUCCAGGGCCCAUCUCAUGCUACUAAAUGCAAGUGGCAUCAAGCAACCCACAGACCAUUCUGUGUCCUCAUGACCUGGGGUGGCAGUGGUGUAGAAGGGUCUCUGUCUAUGUGUUAUUUUCAUUGGUUAAAUAAAGAGACUACCUUGGCUUUUUGAUAGGGCAGAAUUUAGAUAGGUGAAGUAGACCAAACAGAAUGAAGA